Molecule: messenger RNA, 777 nt
Organism: Saccharomycodes ludwigii
Lineage: Eukaryota; Fungi; Ascomycota; Saccharomycetes; Saccharomycodales; Saccharomycodaceae
Gene: SEC62
Product: Sec63 complex subunit SEC62
Exons: 1
Coding region: 1-777 (258 amino acids)
Biological process (GO): post-translational protein targeting to membrane, translocation
Cellular component (GO): endoplasmic reticulum; endoplasmic reticulum membrane
Source: RefSeq, a predicted model, not a curated record
AUGUCUACAAGCGAUACACAACAACAAGUAGAAGUUGAUUCCAAAUCUGCCUCGGCUAUAGCAUCAAAACUACGCCAUCAUCCAGAGUUAAAACAAAGGAAAGGGCUAUUCGAAAAUCGUCAGGUUGAAUUUUUCAAAUACAAAAGAUUCAUUCGUUCCUUGAAUUCACCAGAAUAUACUAAAUUAAGCUCUUCCAAUUUUACUCUAUACCCACCAAUCGAAUCAGAUUUGGAUGCCAAACAAAUUUUCAUUGGUUUAAUCAAACAACAAUUGAUUGUUCCGUGUAUUAAAUUACAUCACGAUGAAUUAAAGGAGCAUAAUCUGGCUCCAAAUAAAGAUUUUCCUCAAUUUUUAUUGAGUAACAGGGCUUUAUUACAACCAGACGAAUAUUAUAUUUGGAACUACAAUCCAAAGAGUUUUAUGGAUUAUUUAAUUGUUUUUGGAAUAUGCAGUGGUGUAUUGACCUUGGUUUGUUAUCCAUUAUGGCCUUUGAAGAUGAGAUUGGGUGUUUAUUAUUUAUCUUAUGGUGUUUUAGGUUUAUUAUUAGCAUUUUUGAUUUUAGCUUUAUUAAGGUUAUUCAUCUAUUUAUUGACACUACCUGUUUUUACUACCGAAGGUGGGUUUUGGUUAUUUCCAAAUUUAUUUGAAGAUUGCAGCGUUUUGGAUAGUUUCAAGCCGCUUUAUGGUUUUGGUGAUAAGCAAUGUUAUAGUAGUGUCAAAAAAUUGAAAAAGAAGAAGAAGAGAGAUUUACAAAAUCUAAUAAAGAAACAUAAUUAG